Molecule: messenger RNA, 441 nt
Organism: Spinacia oleracea (spinach)
Lineage: Eukaryota; Viridiplantae; Streptophyta; Magnoliopsida; Caryophyllales; Amaranthaceae
Exons: 1
Coding region: 1-441 (146 amino acids)
Molecular function (GO): zinc ion binding
Source: RefSeq, a predicted model, not a curated record
AUGUCCCAUCAAAAAGCGAAAAUAUGUGGUUGUGGGUAUCCCGUUGUUCAAAGAACAUCGUGGACACAUGAGAAUCCGGGGAGGAAAUUUAAAGGUUGCAGAUUCUACAACUUCGAAACUGGGCAAAGGGGAUGUGAUGCAUUUGAUUGGGUUGAUGAAGACAUUCUUGAGUGGCAAAAAGACGUCACUAAUCAUCUUCUUUCAGAAAAGCAGAGGCUUGCAAUGGAGAUGAAAAUAAUUAAGGGAAGAGCUGAAUUCAUGGAACAUGAAAUGAAGAGGUUGAAUGAGGAGCAUGAGAAGAUGAAGGUGAAGUACGAGAAGAUGAGGAAGAAGGCAGAAGGAAGUUCGAAGAUUAAGAAUGAACAUGUCUACAUUCUUAUUUCUCUUUGUGCUAUUGUUUCAGUUGUGGUCAGUGCUUUGUAUGUCAUGGUGUUUGCGUAG